Messenger RNA from Ixodes scapularis (black-legged tick), 609 nucleotides. RefSeq lists its product as uncharacterized. The record is from RefSeq and is a predicted model, not a curated record. Lineage: Eukaryota; Metazoa; Arthropoda; Arachnida; Ixodida; Ixodidae.
CACUGUGGUAUCCAAGGCAAUGAAAGUGCUGAUUUAGCUGCCAAGGAUGCUCACCGACGUAAUUCUGGUUUAAAAAUCCCAUUUUCACGAACAGAUAAUGGGGCCAGAAUCAACUGUGUUGCUAAAACUAUGAUAAGUUCCCUCUGGGCAAAUCCGCUUUAUUAUUACAGACACCUGCACAGCAUUGACCCUUUCCUUGUCUUUCGUUCACCCCGCGGCCUUAAACGCCGCACUGAAGCUACGCUCCACCGAGUACGACUCAACGUAGCUUCAACGGGAUUCUAUCUCAACCUCAUCGGCCAGCUAGACUCUCCUCUCUGUGAGAACUGUGCCGUCACAGACACACUCGAACACGUCCUGUGCCAGUGUAGCCUAUACACAAGUCAACGAAAUGAAUUGGCAAACUCUCUCCAUCUUCCCAACGGAGGACCACUUUCCCUGACUCACCUGCUCGGACCAUGGGACUCCGCAUCGGAAAGGGUCAAAUCAACGACCUCCUUCAUCCGCUUUCAAAAAACAAAACUGGACCGAAUACUCUAAAUCCAGAACAUACUUUUACAUGAAAAAACAAUAACGGACAGAAUUUUCUUUUCCUUAUGCAUAUUGUGA